GCUUUCUCGUGAGACCAAGUCGUCUUCAUCCUUUUCUAUAAAUCAAAUAACCUAGAGCCCUUUCCUCCUCACAAUUGAGAUUCCAGUUUCUUCAAAACCUAAAAAUCAAAACCCUUCUCUCAAAUCUCUCAUUCGUAAUCAAGAUGCAGAUCUUCGUUAAGACUCUCACCGGAAAGACUAUCACCCUAGAGGUGGAAAGCUCCGACACCAUCGACAACGUGAAGGCCAAGAUCCAAGACAAGGAAGGCAUUCCUCCGGAUCAGCAGAGGCUUAUCUUCGCCGGAAAGCAACUAGAGGACGGGCGUACGUUGGCCGACUACAACAUCCAGAAAGAAUCCACCCUCCACUUGGUCCUCAGGCUCCGUGGUGGUAUGCAAAUCUUCGUCAAAACCCUUACCGGAAAGACGAUUACGCUCGAGGUGGAGAGUUCUGACACCAUCGACAACGUUAAAGCCAAGAUCCAAGAUAAGGAGGGUAUUCCACCGGACCAGCAGAGGUUGAUCUUCGCCGGAAAGCAACUCGAGGACGGUAGAACCCUAGCUGACUACAACAUCCAGAAGGAGUCAACCCUUCAUCUUGUUCUCAGGCUUCGUGGUGGUAUGCAAAUCUUCGUGAAGACUCUCACCGGGAAGACAAUCACUUUGGAGGUGGAGAGCUCUGACACCAUCGACAACGUGAAAGCCAAGAUCCAAGACAAGGAGGGUAUCCCACCGGACCAGCAGAGGUUGAUCUUUGCCGGAAAGCAGUUGGAGGAUGGUCGUACCUUGGCGGAUUACAACAUCCAGAAGGAGUCAACCCUUCACUUGGUAUUGCGUCUUCGUGGUGGUAUGCAGAUCUUCGUCAAGACUUUGACCGGCAAAACUAUCACCUUGGAAGUGGAGAGCUCCGACACUAUUGACAAUGUGAAGGCUAAGAUCCAGGACAAGGAAGGUAUUCCUCCGGACCAGCAGCGUCUCAUCUUCGCUGGCAAACAGCUUGAGGAUGGUCGCACCUUGGCUGACUACAACAUCCAGAAGGAGUCUACCCUUCACUUGGUGCUAAGGCUUCGUGGUGGUAUGCAGAUCUUCGUGAAGACAUUGACCGGGAAGACCAUCACACUCGAGGUUGAGAGCUCCGACACCAUCGACAAUGUGAAGGCUAAGAUCCAGGACAAGGAAGGUAUCCCUCCGGACCAGCAGCGUCUCAUCUUCGCUGGCAAACAGCUUGAGGAUGGUCGCACAUUGGCUGACUACAACAUCCAGAAGGAGUCUACCCUUCACUUGGUCCUCCGUCUCCGUGGUGGUUUCUAAAAUGUUUCUCAAAAAACUUUGUGCUUUGUGUUUGUGGGUAUUAUAAAGUCCCCAGUUAAAUAAUUGAUUGAACUAUGUUUUCUUCCUUUUAUCUUUCAAAUAUCAAAUUGGACUUCUUCUCUAUUGAAUAUCUGUACUCUUUAUCUUCGUUUGAUUGGUAAGCCUGAACAAGUUGCUAUAA
Messenger RNA from Camelina sativa (false flax), 1470 nucleotides. RefSeq names its product polyubiquitin. Gene Ontology annotation, molecular function: protein binding. The record is from RefSeq and is a predicted model, not a curated record. NCBI's taxonomy places the organism in Eukaryota, Viridiplantae, Streptophyta, Magnoliopsida, Brassicales, Brassicaceae.